AUGGAGGCCUCUAGUAACCUCUUCGUCAUCAUCAUCAUGCUUUUAUUCCUUGUAGGAUCAGUUCAAUCUCGUCCCCUACCUGAUCAGACACUUGAUGAUCAAGGUCAUGAUACUACUCAUGUUUUUAGCCUACUUAAUUAUGGAGCUGUGGGAGAUGGAGUUACUGAUGAUACUCAGGCCUUUAAAGAAGCUUGGAACCAAGUCUGUAAUUCUUCACUUCCCUCUCCAGUCUUACAUGUUCCCAGUGGUAAGACUUUUUUGCUACAUCCAUUGGACCUUGAAGGCCCUUGUAGAUCAGCUAAUGUUACUGUCCAGAUAAUGGGUAAUAUGGUUGCACCAAGUGAUCCUUCAGAAUGGCAAUGUGAUUAUCUAGAAGGUUCUUACAACUGCCCAGCCUUUCUUACCUUUCAACAUAUGAAUAACCUUUACAUCACCGGCAGCGAAGGGAUCACCAUCGAUGGUCAGGGUCACAACUGGUGGGAUCUUUCAUGCCAUCAAACUACACUCAUAAUUAGACAAUCCAGCAAUGUGCACCUCAGGAACUUGAAUAUUAUGGAUGGGCCUAAUAUGCAUAUCUUCAUUCAAGCCUCAUCUUGGAUUUAUGCUUCCAAUAUCACAAUCUCAGCCCCUAAGAGUAGUCCUAACACUGAUGGCAUACACAUUCAAUACUCUCAGAAUGUCUUUGUAUCUGAUAGUAUUAUUGGCACAGGUGAUGAUUGUAUUUCUAUUGGGGAUGCUACAUCCUUUAUCAACAUUAGCAGAAUCUCAUGUGGGCCUGGUCAUGGAAUUAGUAUUGGAAGCCUGGGUAGAGGUGGAUCAACUGCAGCAGUAGAAAAUGUUCAUGUAAGCGAUGUCGAGUUUUCAGGAACUUCAAAUGGAGUUAGGAUUAAGACAUGGCAGGGAGGAAAAGGUUAUGCUAGAAAUAUUAUGUUCGAGAAAAUCCAAUUUUACGAUGUCGUUUACCCCAUUAUCAUUGAUCAACACUAUUGUGACCGCCAUUUUAAAGAUUCUUGCCAAAAUUCAGAUGAGGGUUCGGCUGUGAAAGUUAGCAAUGUCACGUACAAUCAAGUAUAUGGAACUUCAGAUAGACCAACAGCAAUAAAAUUUGAUUGCAGUGAGACAGUUCCUUGCACAGAUAUUGUGGUGAAUAACAUAAACAUUCCAUCAACUAGAAGGGGUAGGAAGACAUCAUCUUAUUGCCAAAAUGUUUAUGGAAGCGCUCAUGGUCUAGUUAUUCCUAGAGUACCAUGUCUGCAGUAUGCAUAA
Molecule: messenger RNA, 1266 nt
Organism: Macadamia integrifolia
Lineage: Eukaryota; Viridiplantae; Streptophyta; Magnoliopsida; Proteales; Proteaceae
Product: probable polygalacturonase At1g80170
Exons: 8
Coding region: 1-1266 (421 amino acids)
Biological process (GO): carbohydrate metabolic process
Molecular function (GO): polygalacturonase activity
Source: RefSeq, a predicted model, not a curated record